CAUCAUUAUUAUUAUUAUUAUUAUAUCAUUUCAAAGUAUUUUGUCAGAUAAUUUGAUAAAGCAACUGGGAGAAAUAACAUUACUUGGUCUUCCAAUUAAGAAUUUAUUCCUGAAUUCAAACCCUUUGGAAGUGAUCGAAGAAGGAGCCUUCAGUAGAAAUGGAGAGUUGCUAACGUUGAAUUUGAUAAACACCAAACUGCAGCAGAUAAAAUUAGGAAUUACGAAAAUACUAACGUAUACAUCGAUACUCGUCUACAAGUCCCAAAGAUAUCCAUCCUACAUUGAGUGUAGAUACGGCAUUCAAAAAAUAUUCUACGAAAAAGGAUACAAAUACUACCCUUCCCUGGAAAGGUGCGAAGCUUGUCCACCAGGAUCCUAUAAGGUUGGAACAAGAGAUGGAGCAUGCGUACAAUGCCCAGCUGGCGGUUUCUAUCAAGAUGAAGAAGCUCAGUUCAAGAUUAUGUCUCACGGAUUAGGGUGUAAGCAGUGUCCACCAGGAUCAUUCGUUACAGAGGAACAAGCUCCAGGAAAGGAUCGAUCUGAAUGUCAAGCUUGUCCAGAAGGAACACAUCGUAAUCUCCCCGCCUUGUUCAGAGCUUGUUCAUGCCUGGACGAUCAUUAUCGCGUUCAUCGCUUUCAGAAGUGUAUGCCAUGUGACGAAGGAUACAACUGCGUUAACGAGUCAGUCAGUCUAUUGUCUGGUUUCUACUGGAAGUGGAACUCGACAGAUGCAAAAUACCGCUACAUUAACUUCUCAGCAGAGUUACAAGUUAGGAAUAAAACCUACWAUAAAAAUAUGACUUCUUAUUCGUUGGGUAUCCCGAAAGCAUAUGCAUGUCCAGUUGCCGAAGCAUGCAAGGGUGGUCUAGACUCUGAAUGCUCUCUUGGCUACGAAGGGCCCCUCUGUGCUGUCUGUAGCAAGGGGUUCUACAUGCUGGCAUCGACAUGUCGUAAAUGCCCGUCCUUACCAUGGAUUAUAGCACAGGUUGUUCUCAUCACUGUCAUAAUAACUGGUCUUCUUAUAUUCAUGAUUAAAGAAAAGAAAAGCAAGUCCAACAAAAGAUCCUUAUCCGACGCCAUGACAGCACGGCUGAAGAUUGUCAUUGGAUUCUUCCAAGUCACUUCAGGAACAAUAUCAGGUUUUUCGUUCAUCAAAUGGCCGGAUGUUAUGAUUUCAGCGAUUAAAUAUGCCGAACUUUUACAGAUGAAUCUGCUACAAAUUGCUCCUCCACAAUGUCUGACUCGAUCGCUGAAAACAGACAUCCAUGUCAAGUUGAUGCUUAUCCUUGUAUUUAACAGCACAGUCGUAUUCUUGGGAUUACUAUAUUACUACAUUAAAACUAGAAGCAAGUCAAGGAAUGGCGAGGGGAACGAAAAUGUCAAAUGUUCGGCUCAACAGCAAUGUUUUCGCGCCAUUUUCCUGAUCCUUUUCAUCUCAUACCCGCUGACCAGCAGCCACAUUUUUAUGGUUCUUCCAGAAGCGUGUCAGAAAAUCUGUACAUCGACAGAAGAUAACAGUUGCAGCUAUUACCUGAAAUCCGAUUACACUGUGCGCUGUGAAAGCCAAAGGUUCUUCUGGUUCAGCAUCUUAGCUCGAGUUCUUUUGGUAUAUCCAGUAGGUUUUCCAUUGCUGGUUUUGUAUCUUCUUUGGAAGCACUACUAUAAGAAGACCGACCCAACGAAAAGAAGAAAGGAAGCACUGGGUAUAGCUCUUGGAUUAAAGUUUAUGUAUGAGAACUAUGCAGAACAAGUGUGGUUUUGGGAGAUCAUUGAGUUGAUACGUAAAGUCAUCCUUACGUCAGUCAUUCUUCUGCUUGACGCAGGCAGUCGUUUUACCAUUGGCAUCACUGCUAUAAUAUCGGGUUCAUAUUCCAUCUCUUUUGCGUAUUUCAAGCCCAUGACAGAUGUGUUUGAACACUGGUUACAGUUGACUUCUCUUUUGGCAACGCUGGUUAAUAUGAUCGUUGGAAUAUUACUCGUCACACAAAAUGAAGGCUCAUCUGCGACUGGAGAAGCUUUGGACGGCGCAGUAAUCAAGGUUCUGUUGAUUGGAGCCAAUGCAGCGGUCGUGGCUAUAAUGGCUGCACGUUACCUAAUAACUCUGGGACAAACCUUUUUGGCUAUCAGACGAGACCCACGCUGCUCAUUGUCAUGCUGUUUGUUCCUGUUUUUGACUUUGAACGAAGCAUCGAACGAGAUGGCCGGGGUAGACACGUCAGGUAAAGGCCUAAAAAGGCAGCAAAACCUCCAGCAUAAUUUUAGAGAGCCACAGUUAGAUUUGUCUCAAGCAGGACUUUCUGUUGAACUGAAGAAGAAAUAGUUCUCCUAAGUUGUUUUCUUAUGAGUUUUAAAACAAUCUGAAUCUACCAACAA
This is a messenger RNA of Actinia tenebrosa (Australian red waratah sea anemone), 2373 nucleotides long. RefSeq names its product putative leucine-rich repeat-containing protein DDB_G0281931. Lineage: Eukaryota; Metazoa; Cnidaria; Anthozoa; Actiniaria; Actiniidae. The record is from RefSeq and is a predicted model, not a curated record.